Messenger RNA from Zingiber officinale, 1617 nucleotides. RefSeq lists its product as uncharacterized. The transcript is spliced from 3 exons. The record is from RefSeq and is a predicted model, not a curated record. The coding region runs from base 1 to 1617 and encodes 538 amino acids. NCBI's taxonomy places the organism in Eukaryota, Viridiplantae, Streptophyta, Magnoliopsida, Zingiberales, Zingiberaceae. Gene Ontology annotation, molecular function: zinc ion binding; nucleic acid binding.
AUGGCUGGUCGAAGGAACAACGGUGAGAUUGGUGGUCAGAACAACCAGUUCCUAGAGGGACUUACAGCACUUCUACGGGAGCAGAAUCGUAUUCAUGGGGAGCAGAUUCAGCAACUAUUGCAGGCUAGAGAACAGGAGAGCACACCUAGACGUCCUACCCCGAGUGCACACCCGGUCUACAAGCAAUUUCGAGAACUUGGACCAACGGAGUUUAAGGGCACCACGGAUCCGAUCAUUGCAAAAGGAUGGAUUCGAUCUCUGGAGAUGAUAUACGACUUCAUGCAGCUUACAGAUGUAGACAAGGUCAAGUGCACAAUAUUUAUGCUGCGAGAUGAUACACGAGUAUGGUGGGAAGGUGCACGGUUGACAGUUGAUGUGGCUACAUUGACAUGGGCUGAUUUCAAGGAGGUAUUCUACGGGAAAUACUUCACUACUGACAACAGAACUCGACUGACAAGGGAGUUCUUAGAACUGUGCCAGGGAGAUUUGACGGUGGCUGAGUACGUCAGGAGGUUCAAGAGGGGACGCUACUUUGUACCCAUGAUUGCCAGCCAAUCGGUCGAGGAGCUGAAGCACUUUACAGAGGGAUUGAGAGCUGUCAUUCGCCAUGAUGUCAGACUAAGCCGGGUCACCACCUUCAGGGAGGCAGUUGACCAAGCACUGAUGUCUGAAAGGGACAGAAACGACAUGAUCAAGGAAGCCCAGAACAAAAGAUUAAGUUAUCAGGGAAGGGAUCAACAAGAGUCGGGCAAGAAGAAGUCAUUUUCUAGCCAGCAUCAGGGCAAGCAACCGCCUAAACAGACACAACCACACCAACAAUCACAACCAACUGAAGGUAUUGCUUCCAAGGUUGAGAACAAAGUUCGAUGCCUCAAGUCCGAGAAAAUUCAUGCUGGACAAUAUUUGAUGGGUACCGAUGUUUGCUAUAUGUGUAAGAAGACAGGACAUUUUGCUAGGGACUGUCCUCAGCUCAAGGAGCCAACCAAAGGAAGGUAUACCAGCUCAUACAUUAAUGGUGCCGCCCAUUCAUUUAUAUCUGCAGCUUACAUUGCAAAAUUAGGAAUUACACCUGCACAAAUGAUUAAGGGAUAUAGUGUUUCUUUGCCUUCUGGGGAGGAAUUACAUAGUAACAGGGUGGUAAGAAACUGUCAGAUGAUGAUGCAAAAUCGUAUCGUGGGUGUAAAACUUAUUGUACUAGAUAUGGUGGAAUUUGUUGUAAUCCUCGGAAUGGAUUGGCUGACUCAGCACGAGGCAGUCAUCGAUUGUAAACAACAGACCGUUAGGUUGAAGCUACCUACCGAGGAAUUCUUCAUUUUUCAUGCAGUACCAAGACUGACCUUUCCUCACAUGAUUUUAAUGUGUAAAGCUCGACGAAUGCUAAACAAGGGGUGUAAGGGCCUCUUAGUUAAUACCACGGUUAAAUCAGAGACUCGGCGACCAAGUUUAGAGGAAGUGGAGGUAGCGCGAGACUUUCCAGAAGUGUUUCCAGAGGAUGUUGGAGGGCUACCCCCGAUUCGGGAGGUGGAGUUCGGAAUAGAAUUGGUACCAGGAACUACACCGGUGUCAAAAGCACCAUAUCGACUGGCGCUAAUCGAAAUGAAGCAAUUAAAGGAGUAG